AUGAAUGAUCACCAAGACUCACUAGUGUACACAGACAAUUUUGAAUUGCAUGACUUCAUUGACGAUCCAAACUUUGAUCAAUUUAUAGAUUUAAUUCGAGGAGAGAAUCAAGAUGCAAUAUGUAACUUUGGUUCUAACCUUAUUAAUGAUUGUUUCAUUGAUAAUCAUCAACCUCUUUCAAUUCCACUAAACCCAUUAUUUGAUUCCAACAACAACAAUAUUUUUAAUAUUGUGAAUGUGUAUGAUCCAAGCUCUUCAACAAUUGGCUCCUUCUCUUGUUAUGAUGAGGAGACUAAGGGAGAAGGAGAAAAUAAUGGUGACGAUUCUCCGGAAACAACAACCACGAACUCGGUCGAUGAUGCCAAAUCUAGGGCUAAAACCGAUAGGUCCAAGACUCUCGUUUCGGAGAGGAGGAGGAGAGGUCGAAUGAAGGAUAAACUUUAUGCAUUGCGAUCUUUAGUUCCCAACAUUACAAAGAUGGAUAAGGCUUCUAUAAUUGGAGAUGCAGUAUCAUAUGUGCAUGAUCUUCAAGCACAAUCUAGGAAGUUGCAGGCUGAGGUUUCAGGGCUUGAAGCAUCUUUAUCCAUGUCUGGAAAUUAUCAAGGAUCAAUUAACAACACCAUGAAUAUUAUUCAAAGCCAUCCCAUUUGCAAGAAAAUUAUCCAGGUGGAGAUGUUUCAAGUGGAGGAAAGAGGUUACUAUGCAAAAAUAGUAUGCAAUAAAGGAGAAGGUGUUGCUGCUUCAUUGUACAAGGCUCUUGAGUCUCUUGUGAAUUUCAAUGUUCAAAGUUCAAACUUAGCUACCGUUUCUGACACUUUUCUACUUACAUUUACAUUGAAUGUGAAAGGUUCUGAACAAGAAAUGAAUCUUCAAAAUUUGAAGCUAUGGGUGGCCGGAGCUCUUUUGAACCAAGGCUUUGAAUUCAUGCCAUCCUUUUGA
Messenger RNA from Vicia faba (fava bean), 939 nucleotides. The record is from the annotation of a GenBank genome assembly. NCBI's taxonomy places the organism in Eukaryota, Viridiplantae, Streptophyta, Magnoliopsida, Fabales, Fabaceae.